Solanum dulcamara is the source of this 753-nucleotide messenger RNA. Its product is annotated as zinc finger protein 11-like. The coding region runs from base 1 to 753 and encodes 250 amino acids. NCBI's taxonomy places the organism in Eukaryota, Viridiplantae, Streptophyta, Magnoliopsida, Solanales, Solanaceae. The record is from RefSeq and is a predicted model, not a curated record. The transcript has a single exon.
AUGGAGAAAUCCAACCAAAUAAUAACAUGGAGCUCUGAGGAACUACUAGGUUUAGGGCAUGUUAAGUUUUAUAGGUGUAGCUUUUGUAAACGAGGUUUUUCGAAUGCACAAGCUCUAGGUGGACAUAUGAAUAUCCAUAGAAGAGAUAGAGCAAGGCUUAGAGAAUUUUCAAGUGAUCAGAACUUGCUUUCUUUGGACAUCACCAACUCCGUUUUUCCUCCUCCUUCUCCUCUUGCAAAUGAUGACUCGUUGCAACGAGAAGUAUCAUUAUAUGAUCAUGAGGCAAUAAUUUGUAGCCCCUCGAAAAGGCCAUGUGUUACAUAUCAUGAAGAAAAUGAUCAUCCUACAUCUAAGGUGAAUUAUGAUCAUAAUCCUCCUCCUCGUCCUCCUCCUCCUGCAAAUGAUGACUUGUUCCAACAAGAAGUAUCAUCAUACGAUGAGACAUUAAUGAGUAGCUCCUCGAAAAGGCCAUGUGUUACAUAUGAUGAAGAAAAUGAUCGUCUAAUUACAUCCAAGGUGAAUAAUUAUGAUCAUAAUCAUGAAAUGAUUAUUGGAGAUCUUUUGCAAUUACCGUUAUUCAAGGAGACUCCAUUAAUUAAAGAAGCAAGCAAUUGUAUGGAUGAUGGGCAAGUAGGAAACAAGGGCAUGCAGCUAAAUCCCGUUUCAGAAUUGGACCUUGAGCUUCGAUUAGGGAUGGAACCACCUGAGUCCUUGAUAGAGACAGAUCUACGAUUUGAACUUCACAAGUUUUGA